Theobroma cacao (cacao) is the source of this 585-nucleotide messenger RNA. RefSeq lists its product as uncharacterized. Gene Ontology annotation, molecular function: DNA-binding transcription factor activity; sequence-specific DNA binding. The record is from RefSeq and is a predicted model, not a curated record. Lineage: Eukaryota; Viridiplantae; Streptophyta; Magnoliopsida; Malvales; Malvaceae. Gene Ontology annotation, cellular component: nucleus.
AUGGGUCUAGAGAUGGCUCUGCCGAACCCUUCCACGAGAAAACCGAGACCCUUUUCUCAAAAAAAGCCGAGUAGCUCGAAAAGCAAGCUUGUGACCUGCAAAACCACCAAGGACCGCCAUGCAAAGGUUGAUGGCCGAGACAGGCGCAUCAGGCUGCCGCCCGUGUGUGCUGCUAGGAUUUUCCAGCUCACUCGAGAGCUUGGGUACAAGACCGAUGGCGAGACCAUAGCAUGGCUCUUGCGCCAAGCUGAGCCAUCGAUCAUUGCAGCGACAGGCACUGGAAUCUCCUCGCCUGGUUCCACUACUCCUCCUGCUCUUUCCACCCCAACUACUGGUUUGGCUCCAUUCUCCUCUGGGCCGCUUUUGUUUUCAUCGGAUUGCUCGCCUUCUUUGACCUUUUGUGAGCCGAAAGUUGUCUCUGAAAAUCAGGAUGUGGUGAAGAGGUCUGUGGUUUCGAGGGCUGAACCUGUUUUGCCACCUUUCGAGUUUGAUUUGGUUACAAACUUUGAUUUGGAAUUCUCUGCCAAUGAGAUUGCAAUGCUGCAAUCGGUGACAGGAACUCAUGGCACAGAAGGCAAAGAUUGA